Telopea speciosissima is the source of this 1829-nucleotide messenger RNA. RefSeq lists its product as uncharacterized. NCBI's taxonomy places the organism in Eukaryota, Viridiplantae, Streptophyta, Magnoliopsida, Proteales, Proteaceae. The record is from RefSeq and is a predicted model, not a curated record. The coding region runs from base 313 to 1560 and encodes 415 amino acids. The transcript has 6 exons.
UUUGCUUCGAUUCGAAACCCUAACCCAGCCUUGAUGGGUAUUCCCGAAGGCUUACGAGCCACAGAUUGUAACAGAAAUUUCUCAAGUGGACGAACAAUGCCAAAUUUUGAUUCUCAAGUUUUAUGGUUGUCAUCCGAGAAUAAAAUUUUCUAUCUUUCUGGUUGUUUUUGAGGAUUGUGGAUAGAUAAACAGCAAUUAUAGUGGUUGUGAGAAUUUGAGGUUUUCAUUGGCAAGGCAAAAUAUCACCCUAAAAGGGGGGAAGAGGUUUAGGCUCAGGUAUUCAUUUUUCUUUGUGCUGGGUUUCUCUCAGACAUGGUUGAGCUUUGUCUGAUGGCCUCUUCUACUUCACCUCCUGGGAUUUUUCACCAAGAGCAGGGCCUUUGCAGGGUUCCUAAGGAGUUUCAACCUUUUAUGCCAAUUCCUGGAACAAAACAUCAGAUGAUAAGAUCAGGUUGCCUUCAUAGAAGGCCACUUCAGCUUGAAAAUGUAUGGAAAUCCAAAACUCGAGUUGAUGUGCAAGAAACUCACCCCGACUCGGUGCUCUUCAGCUUUGGGAUUGCUGAACAGUGUAGAAGGCAUGAAAAGAUUUUGCAGUUCCUCAUGUCUGGAUCAAGCGAAGCAGAACGAGAUGGGCUGGAUGUUUCUCUUUUAUCUGAUUUGAUGGGGCUUCAAACGGUGGCGAUCAACAUGCAUCCACAGCCAUAUGCUUCCGAUGGAUUUUGUCUUUGUGAGGUUGGGGACGAUGAGGCUCAACCUCCCUUUUUCUACCCAAAUGGGGGCUAUAAUGUGCAGAAACCUCUCUUGGAUUUUGUUGGGGAUUUGGCCCGUAGUUCAAAAGUCACAUUUCACCCAGAUGGCAGAGUCCUGUUGACAGGCACUGGGGCUGAGAUGAAAGAUUUACUUUCGGUUGUCGCUGAGUUUUACUUGUCAAAGAGUACAACUAAAUGCAGAACGCAACCAGUGUUGGUACCUCACUUUCCCAGGGUGGACAGGAAUGAGGCACCUAGUGUCCAUGGAAAUUCUCUGAAGUUAGAAACUAUCACGGUCGUUCCUCUAAGGAGCCCGGAGAAAAAUAAGCAAACUUCACCACAAAGGAAGAGGCACAAUAAGAAAGCAGGGAGGGGAAGGGAUCUCUACAGGAAGAACUACUUCCAUGCAUGUGAGAGUCUUCUAACCUUAAUUCUGGAGAAGGGGCAGGGGAAAACUGCAAUCAAGUCACUUAAGAAAUCAGGGCCUGAACUGCCACAGCUUCUAAAUCAGUUCUCAGCUGGAAUUGCUGGAACUGGUCUUGCUGUUAUCUUCUCGGUUGCCUGUAAGGUUGCAGGUGGGAGGGUUCCCUUCUGUGCAUCCAAGCUCUUGCAUACUGGAGUUGGGUUUGGGCUUGUUUGGCUCUCUGGUGCAGUGAACAGGCUUAGAGAUACAAUCAUUUAUAUCAGCAAGAAUUCAAGCAAGUUGGGGUCGAAAGAGGAUGAAAUGAUGAGGAGAGUAGACAGAAGCGUGAAAGAAAUUUUCUUCAGGGCAGCAACUAUUAUGGUGGUGACAGUACUGAGGUUUGCGUGAGCUAAAGAAGGUAAGAGAAUGAGACUGACAGGCCUACUAGAUCCGCUUAUAUGAUGCGAGAACUUGAGGUGAGGCUAGAUGACCAAGCUUAAUAUUGUGGCUGUAAAGUGACUGUUUGUGCUAGCUGAUCAAGCUUCAUAUUGUGGCAGUCAAUGUGGUUAAUAGGGGUUGAUUUCUGGGACAAUGUUAUAGUCUUAACCCUCAAGUUGAAAGAGCUUUGUACAAAAUACAAUGAAGCUUUGUAAAUUUCAAGUAAACUAGUUCUUCCU